CACCAUGCACUCCUUGGAUGAGCCGCUGGACCUGAAGCUGAGCAUCAGCAAGCUCCGCGCGGCGAGAGAGAAGCGGGAGCGCGCCCUGAGCGUGGUGCGACCCCGCGCCCUGCACAGGGAGCUGGGCCUGGUGGCUGACAGCCCCACACCCGGCUCCCCCGGCUCCCCGCCUUCAGGUAGUGGCCCCGGCUUCCUGCUGAACCCCAAGUUUCCUGAGAAGGUGGAGGGCCGCUUUUCUGCUGCCCCUCUGGUGGACCUCAGCUUGUCCCCUCCAUCUGGGCUGGAUUCCCCCAAUGGCAGCAGCUCGCUGUCGCCUGAGCGCCAGGGCAACGGGGACCUGCCUGCGGUGCCCACAGCCCCGGACUUCCAGCCACUGCGCUACCUGGACAGCGUCCACAGCUCCUUCCAGUUCUUUCUGCCCUUGGGAUCUGGGGGCGCCCUGCGUCUGCCCGCUUCCUCCUUCCUCAACGCCCCCAAGGACAAGUGCCUCUCGCCAGAGCUCCCCUUGCCCAAGCAGCUGGUGUGUCGCUGGGCCAAGUGUAACCAGCUCUUUGAGCUCCUGCAAGACCUGGUGGAUCACGUCAAUGACGACCACGUGAAACCCGAGAAGGACGCAGGUUACUGCUGCCACUGGGAGGGCUGUGCCCGCCACGGCCGCGGCUUCAACGCCAGGUACAAGAUGCUCAUCCACAUCCGCACACACACCAAUGAGAAGCCGCACCGCUGCCCCACCUGCAGCAAGAGCUUUUCCCGCCUGGAGAACCUGAAGAUCCACAAUAGGUCGCACACAGGGGAGAAGCCGUACGUCUGCCCCUACGAGGGCUGCAGCAAGCGCUACUCCAACUCCAGCGACCGCUUCAAGCACACGCGCACCCACUACGUGGACAAGCCCUACUACUGCAAGAUGCCGGGCUGCUGCAAGCGCUACACGGACCCCAGCUCGCUGCGCAAGCACAUCAAGGCCCAUGGCCACUUCGUGUCCCACGAACACCAGGAGCUCCUGCACCUCCGGCCGCCCCCCAAGCCCCCCCUGCCCACCCCUGACGGUAGCCCCUAUGUCAGUGGGGCCCAGAUCAUCAUCCCCAACCCUGCCGCCCUCUUUGGAGGGCCCGGCCUGCCCGGCCUGCCCCUGCCCCUGAACCCCGGUCCCCUUGACCUCAGUGCUCUGGCCUGUGGCGGGGGCGGGGGCCCCUCCGGAGGCCUGGGGGCGGGGCUUCCGGGCCCCGUCCUGCCCCUGAGUCUGGCCAAGAACCCACUGCUGCCCUCGCCCUUCGGGGCGGGCGGACUGGGCCCGCCUGUGAUCUCCCUCCUCGCCGGUUCCGCGGGCGGCCAGGCUGAGGGGGAGAAGCGUGGGCCUGGGCCAGCCAGGGCCCUGGGAUUGGAGGGGCGCAAGACGCCCCUGGAGAGGACUGAGGGUGGGCGCUCCCGGCCGAGCCCCGAUGCGCUCUCCCUGCUGCCGGGCACCGCGCUGGACCUGUCCACGGGUGUCAACUCAGCGGCCAGCAGCCCUGAGGCCAUGGCUCCAGGCUGGGUGGUCAUCCCGCAGGGCCCUGUGCUGCUGAAGCCAGCCGUCGUGAACUGAGCCCGGGCCCAGCUCCGCCCCUGACGAACGGAAACUCUUCUGCGAAAUAGCAAUAAUGUCCCCAGACCUGGCCACCCACCCUCACUGGCCAGCAGGGAUGGUGCUAGGUCAGCACUGGUGAGCCGG
Messenger RNA from Sorex fumeus (smoky shrew), 1708 nucleotides. It is a transcript of the gene GLIS2, whose product is annotated as GLIS family zinc finger 2. Gene Ontology annotation, biological process: smoothened signaling pathway; regulation of transcription by RNA polymerase II. Gene Ontology annotation, molecular function: DNA-binding transcription factor activity, RNA polymerase II-specific; zinc ion binding; RNA polymerase II cis-regulatory region sequence-specific DNA binding. The coding region runs from base 5 to 1582 and encodes 525 amino acids. Gene Ontology annotation, cellular component: nucleus. The transcript is spliced from 6 exons. The record is from RefSeq and is a predicted model, not a curated record. Lineage: Eukaryota; Metazoa; Chordata; Mammalia; Eulipotyphla; Soricidae.